CUGAAGACAGCGACUAAUAAUUUACACCAAACUUAUCUGUUUCACCUACUCAACGUGGGCGACGCUGUUUAUAUAAUUUCUGUUGCUAGCCUUUUGAAUCAUUAUAAACAUUUCUUCUACGUUAACUUGUUUCCUACCUAUUUCGUUUCCGGGCAAAUCGUUCUCCCACAAUGCGUUACCUUGCUUCUAUUCUUUCGACCGCUGCUGUCGCCGCGGCGCACGGCUAUGUUGAGUCAGCCAUCAUUGGCGGCGAAACAUACGAGUUCUACAACCCCAACACAGACCCAUACAUGAGCCCGAAGCCCGAGCGCAUCUCGCGCCCCAUACCCGGCAACGGCCCUGUCCAGGACGUCACAAGCAUCGAUCUCCAGUGCAAUGGCUACUCCGCUGGUGGUGUCGAGGGCAGUGAACCGGCACCCCUUCACGCCAAGGUCGCGGCUGGCUCAGAGGUGACCCUGUUCUGGACGUUGUGGCCCGACUCACACAUGGGCCCUGUCAUCACAUACAUGGCCAAGUGCCCUGAUGCUGGAUGUCAAGACUACCAGCCUGGCGAGGACGCAGUGUGGUUCAAGAUUCAAGAGGACGGUCGCGAGGGCACCUCUGAAAACUGGGCAUCGGAUGUUAUCGUACAGGCAAACAACGAUGGGCUCAAGUACACUAUCCCUGCCUGCAUUGAGCCUGGCUACUACCUCGUCCGUCACGAAGUCGUUGCUCUGCACGCAGCUUGGCAGUACCCAGGCGCCCAGUUCUACCCUGGGUGUCACCAGCUCGAAGUCACGGGAGGAGGCAGCGCCUCGCCAAGCGACCUCGUUAGCUUCCCUGGUGCGUACGCCGGCACCGACCCUGGUAUCACAUAUGAUGCGUACAAGGCGUCUGAGUAUGUGAUUCCGGGCCCGGAUGUGUUCACAUGCUAGAUCGGCGCUUGGGAAAUGGAUUGGCUGUAUAUACUUGGUGGCAAUGAACAUAGUUGAACGCAAAGGCAACUCCGCU
Emericellopsis atlantica is the source of this 990-nucleotide messenger RNA. Its product is annotated as glycoside hydrolase. The record is from RefSeq and is a predicted model, not a curated record. Bases 171 to 914 code for a protein of 247 amino acids. The transcript is spliced from 2 exons. NCBI's taxonomy places the organism in Eukaryota, Fungi, Ascomycota, Sordariomycetes, Hypocreales, Bionectriaceae.